AUGUCAACUGAUUCGCUCGAACAGCGACUCUACGAUCUCCUUCAGCCUUAUCGCGAAGAGUGCUACAAGAAUGCUUCCAACACCGCACCGGCAAUAGAAGAAGAACGCCUGCUUCUCAUACUUUGUGAGAACAUAUCGUUCAUAAUCCGCCACAACCAGUCUUCUUAUGGCAAAAUCAUCGUUCCAAUUGAUAUCUCUGUCGGCUCUCGCAACUGGUCUACUAUGAUCAAAGGCGGCGGAGGGAUAGCUGGAAUGGGAAUCUUCGUCAACGGGAACGGGUAUACACACACUGUCAUGCGCUGCUGGGCGAGGAAGGAAGACGGGAAGAGCGUAAUCGAGAUUCUGACGGAGGAGUGUGACAGGGCGCUGGCGAACUUCUUUCCCGAAGUGAAGCCCGCAAACGCGCUCGAACAGCGCAUCUACGAUCUCAUGCGCCCAUUCCGCAACGAAUGUUAUGAAGCGCCCGACACUGUCGAUCAAGUCGCCGCCGCCAGCCGCGCUGUCAAACUCGAGCGCAGGAUCCUCGUUCUAGCUCAGAACAUCGCAUUCCUCGCGCACAACGACAUCUCCAACGCCGGACAGACAAUUAACGCCUCCGAUAUCUUCGUGGUGAUGAGAGGCUGGACGGGAGACGGAGUGGCAAAGACAGGUGGCGCAAUUGCUGUUCUUGCACGCUAUCCGGAGGGUACUACGGGCGUUGUCAAGGCUACAUUUGAGGCUGGUGUCAGUGUCGUUGACGCGUUGUGUACGAAGGUUGACGAGAUGCUUGCUGCGAGCUUCUGA
Molecule: messenger RNA, 783 nt
Organism: Alternaria triticimaculans
Lineage: Eukaryota; Fungi; Ascomycota; Dothideomycetes; Pleosporales; Pleosporaceae
Exons: 4
Coding region: 1-783 (260 amino acids)
Source: RefSeq, a predicted model, not a curated record